UUAAAUAAUUCAAAAAAAGUUCCAAACUGCUUCGAGAGAAGCCUAAAUCUUUCAGUCCUGUCAAACAAGUAGAAAAAAAACACCGUUACAGCAAGAUUUCCAGAGCCCUCCGCCCCCCCUUUUUUUUCCUCCUCCAUCCUUUUUACUUUUUCACAGCUUACAAUCAUAAGCGGGUUCUCACUCGGAGCUGGAGCCGAGCCUCCUUCGAGAACAACACGCCAAGUUCACUUAUUAAUAUCUAGCAGGACUAAAUGGGCAUUUUUCACAGUUUUACCCAAUUAAGAGAACGGGUUUGAACGUGUUUCUCAACGCAUCGCCAAGCUCCACAACCUGUGAUGUUUGCGCGCGCAUACCAGUUUAGAACAUUCUUCACGAAUUAUUUUUUUUUUUUUGUACAACAACACACCAUCCGGUCGCAUUUGAAAAUAUGACCUAAAACAGCGCACUUUCAUUGGCGGCGGUGCCUGCUGUCACAUCGCGUCAAAUUUCACGUGUUCCGUGUGAAGAUGUUCGGUCCUGUCCGCCUUUCAUACGGAGCCCUGCAAAAAAGCACGGAACCAGUUGCGCAUUGCAGCCGGGGCACAGAAGACGGCAACCUGUUCACCAGACCAGUGGAUUUAAUACAUUUCACCUGGUAGAAGCAACAGAUCCAAAAUGAACAAAAUGACCCUGAAUCGCUAUGCCGCCAACCUCACUUGGGACAACUGCACUCUGCUGCCGUAUUACAUCCACUCGGCUGGGAUCACGGUCGGCUACAUCCUCUCUUACCUGCUGGUGCUGCUGCUGUGCGUUCUGGGGAACGGACUCGUCUGCCUGGUGGUCAUCAAGAACCGCCACAUGCGCUCGGUCACUAAUCUCUUCAUCCUGAACCUGGCCAUUAGCGACCUGCUGGUGGGCAUCUUCUGUGUUCCCACCACGCUGAUCGACAGCCUUAUCUCAGGUUGGCCUUUUAGUCAGAUCACCUGCACCAUGAGCAACAUGAUCCAGGGCAUGUCCGUGUCUGCUUCUGUCUUCACCCUAGUUGCUAUAGCAGUGGACAGGUUUAUGGGGAUUGUUUACCCUUUCCAUCACCGCCUGAGGCCUGUCAGCGCGCUCUUCGCCAUCAUCUUCAUUUGGCUUCUCUCUUUUGCCAUCAUCUUUCCUUCUGCUGCAACCAUGACGGUCAUUCACCUUGACGACAUGUACAUGGUCCGGGACAAGCAGAUAUAUCCUCUAUUCGUGUGUUUUGAAGAUUGGCCCAGAGCAGAGAUGCGGCGAGUCUACACCUUGGUGAUCUUCAUCCAGGUGUACCUGGCCCCGCUUUGUCUCAUAAGCAUUCUGUACACCUGCAUCGCUGCCAAACUGUCCAACAACCUGCGUGAGAAUCACGUCCGGUCCAAGAGGAGAAUGAAAAUCAUCAAGAUGCUCAUCAUGAUUGCCAUUCUCUUCAUGGUUUCCUGGCUUCCGCUUUGGACUUUGAUGCUUCUCACGGACUAUCAGGAUCUGGACCGCCAACAGAUUGACUUCUUGAGCAGCUAUCUUUUUCCCGUAGCUCACUGGCUGGCGUUCUUUAACAGUGGUGUUAAUCCAAUCAUCUACGGCUUCUUCAACGAGAAUUUCAGGAGGAGCUUCCAGGCCGCUGUGGCCUGUGGCUCCUGCGGAUCUUUCAUGUUGAAGAUGUGUCACACACAGUUUGUUCUGCUGCCUCCUAACAGAGUAUCUGACGGGAACCAUGGCGUUAACCGCAGCAAGAGGAAGGAGCGGUGCCUCACUGUAAUGCCACUGGAGAUAGGUCACGGUAUUCAGGGAAUUCUCCUUGAGGACAAGAAUGAUAAUAGAAAUUCUAAUAAAGUUGUUGGAGCCUGGAUGGAGUGAAUGGUGCAAUCAAGGAGUUUAUAAACCUAGUAAAAAAUAGAGCAUUCCCAUUUCGCUUGAAACAGCAUCACACCAGUUUAUUCUUUGGUUCUGCUUGAAGUAUUUCAGAGCCUUCAAAUAAAUUCAGCAUAUUCAAGACAGUCUAUUUUAGUGGUUUAAUUGAGAUUUUGCUGGCUUUCCUUAUGUAAAGAAAGGUUUUUCCUUAUUCCAGACACAGAGAAUGUAUCACACAUGACUGGGACGAGCAACCAAUACGCUCAUACCUAAAAUUGUUAUAUUUAUUAAAGGCAUUAAAAUUAUGUUGUAAAUACAAAUAUUUAUUCAUGAUUUUACCUUAAUUUUUCCUUUUCAGCGUAAUUUAAAAAAGUUAUAUAUGCAUAUUUAUAUAUUUUUAUUUAUUUAUUUAUUUUAUAUGCGUAAAGUAAUGCAUUAGUUAUUCUCUCAGAAAAAAUCUACACAGAUGGAAACUGUUUUUGCUUUUAUGUAAUCGUGUAAAGACACCAGUGAAUACAGGAGAGCAGAAAACUUUAGUGUAUGCGUGAUUAUGUGUGGAUAUGAGGAAGGUAUAUUGUGUCCAUUAUUAUAAAAUGACGUGACGUUUUGAAGGGAAAUGUAAAACACAAAUAUAUAUAUAUAUAUAUAUAUAUAUAUAUAUAUAUAUAUAUAUAUAUAUAUAUAUAUUUGCAUAUAAUGUGUUAUAAUUGUAUGUGUGGUGACACCAUGCCAUUAUUGUUAUAUGAACAGAAUUCUUAUCAGUGUCAGUUCAGUUCUCGUUAAAAUUCACUUCAGAAAGUGUUAUUACCUUUGAAAGCACCAGAUGUUAUGUUGCUGAUACGUUUUCAUGCAUAAUGUUAACCUUUAUAUAAGUUACUGGAACUAUAUCUAAAGAAAAAAUAAAGUGAAAUG
Molecule: messenger RNA, 2760 nt
Organism: Puntigrus tetrazona (Sumatra barb)
Lineage: Eukaryota; Metazoa; Chordata; Actinopteri; Cypriniformes; Cyprinidae
Gene: npffr1l1
Product: neuropeptide FF receptor 1 like 1
Exons: 4
Coding region: 655-1854 (399 amino acids)
Biological process (GO): G protein-coupled receptor signaling pathway
Cellular component (GO): membrane
Molecular function (GO): peptide binding; neuropeptide receptor activity
Source: RefSeq, a predicted model, not a curated record